Molecule: messenger RNA, 339 nt
Organism: Gongylonema pulchrum
Lineage: Eukaryota; Metazoa; Nematoda; Chromadorea; Rhabditida; Gongylonematidae
Source: the annotation of a GenBank genome assembly
AUGAGUAGUGGAGAGGAACAGAACGAACAAAUCAAAGGAGGGCAUGCGCCGGCCGAGAAGAUAGCCGGUGGUGUUCGGAUUGCCAGGAAAGCACGGGUCACAUCCGAGUCCGAGAAGAACCAGGAGAAAGCGGUACAGGAAACGCAGGACAACGCUGCUGCUGAUGAUGCUGCUGUUGUUGAAUCGAGGAAUAUCCUCGCACACACUGGACUUGCCGCUCAGACGAACAAGGACUAUCCGAAAGAAGCGGUCCGGGCCUAUCACGAGAAGCCGAUCCCACAGCAUCAGAAGCCAACACACAAACCAACUCCAAUUGUUUUCCAGCCAAGCAAGCAGUGA